AUGGCGGGUGUCCCGUGCGGCAACAGCACGGUGUGCAAGGCCGGGACGUACGGCGAGACCCUCCGGGACAAGAUGUCUGGCCCUCCGAUUCAGCCGCCUGCAAUGGCACGGAGGCAAGAGCUCCUGGUGGUACCGCUUCUUCUCUCCCAACCCCCUGUCGGCACUGUCACAACCACGUCCAAAUUAGAAGGCCAGUCGAAGGCAUCAGAGACGUCAAAGGACAUCGUGGAAGUCUUGUAUCUGGAUAUUUGUAUGGGAGUCUUUGUAUGGCGGUUCUUGUUAGCCGGAGGCCUGUCGGGGAAUCUUUCAUUGCUGGAGAACUUUGAGGAGGAGCGGAGAAAGGUCACUCUGGAUCUCGUUAGCUUUGACUCCCGCUUCAACAGCAACGAGGGCUUCGUCCUCGUCGAGUUUCCCACAUCGCGGUCUCCUCGCGGACCUUCGUCGUCUCGGACGUCGAUCCGCCUGUCGAGCACGUCUGAUGACGUGCUCUCCGCCGACCUUGAUUCCCAGUCCAGGCAGAUCGUCUCGGCUGGUACCCUCUUCAUCUCCUCUCCGUCGACACUCGCCAAGCAGCGAAUGAUUGCCGUUGUCGGCAGCCAUUCAGUCGGCAAAUCCUCCCUUGCGGUCCGCUACGUCGACGGACACUUUGUCGAGAGUUACUACCCGUCGAUCGGGAGUACCAUUAGCAAGGAGUUUCACGGAUACAUCCGGCAUUCAAUGCGAAUGCUCCUGCUUCGACCGCAAUUACAACCGAGUAUCAAGACGCUCCUGGAUGAUGUCGUGGUAAAGUUUGGUUCUCGGUUCAUUCGGAGUCUGGUGUCAGGCCAACAUACGCAGCCGUCGAUAGGUGCUGAAAUCAGGGGCAGGGACCACAGGCUAGGCAGGUACUGUAGGUAACGGUACAGCAGGAACCAGGUGCAGAAGAUUGGGAAACAGGCUCUCCAUGUACAUACACCCAGAGUCUCAGGCUCCUCUUGUAAGCAUACAACCCGUGUGACCUCCUAGGUUCAAUAAUGGGGCAGUGCCCUUGAC
This is a messenger RNA of Chaetomium strumarium, 1032 nucleotides long. RefSeq lists its product as uncharacterized. The record is from RefSeq and is a predicted model, not a curated record. The coding region runs from base 1 to 897 and encodes 298 amino acids. Lineage: Eukaryota; Fungi; Ascomycota; Sordariomycetes; Sordariales; Chaetomiaceae. Gene Ontology annotation, molecular function: GTP binding; GTPase activity. The transcript has 8 exons.